Acanthocheilonema viteae is the source of this 3105-nucleotide messenger RNA. NCBI's taxonomy places the organism in Eukaryota, Metazoa, Nematoda, Chromadorea, Rhabditida, Onchocercidae. The record is from the annotation of a GenBank genome assembly.
AUGAUUAGCGCUCGGCAGUGGCAAUCACUUAAUCCUCUUCACCAGUUUAAGAAAAUACCCUCAGAGGUUGUUCGAAGCAUCGACAAGAAGAAUCUUUCAUUUGAACGUUUAUAUGAUCUUGAUCAACAUCAGCUCGGCGAGCUGGUGAAAAUGCCAAAAAUGGGCAAGCCCUUAUACAAAUUUAUCCGUCAGUUACCGAAAUUAGAUAUGACAGCACUAAUUCAACCCAUAACGCGAUCGACUUUGAGAAUUGAACUAACAGUUACACCCGAUUUUCUGUGGGAUGCUCGUGUGCAUGGGACGGCUGAAGGAUUUUGGAUAUUUGUUGAGGAUGUUGAUGGAGAACUGAUUCUACAUCACGAAUAUUUCCUUCUAAAGCAAAAGUUUUGCGACGAUGAACAUUUGGUGAAAAUGUUCGUACCAGUAUUCGAUCCGCUGCCACCGUUAUAUUUUAUACGCAUAGUUUCUGAUCGUUGGCUUGGUAGCGAAACUGUUUUACCUAUAUCGUUUCGACAUUUAAUCUUGCCCGAAAAAUAUCCACCGCCAACCGAAUUAUUGGAUUUGCAACCGUUACCUUUGUCAGCCUUAAACAAUAAGCUUUUCCAGUCAGUAUUCGAACAAAAAAACAUUUCCGUAUUCAAUCCCAUUCAAACACAAGUUUUUCGAACUGUUUAUGAAGGUAACGAUAAUGUGUUCAUUGGUGCACCACAUGGAAGUGGUAAAAGUGUUUGUGCUGAGUUCGCUAUUCUUCGGCAUUUUGAUAAUAGGCCUGAUGCGAAAGCUGUUUACGUGACACCAAUGGAAGAUUUGGCCGAAAAAAAAUUCAUUGAUUGGCAAGAACGAAUUGGAGCUGCACUAGAAAAAACAGUUGUUAUGUUGACUGGCGAACCAUCUACUGAUUUGAAGUUAUUACAACGAGGACAGUUGAUUAUAGCAACACCAGAAAAGUGGGACAAUGUUAGUCGACGCUGGAAACAGCGAAAAAAUGUUCAAGCUGUGCGGUUAUUUAUCGUUGACGAUCUUCAUAUGAUUGGAAGCAGUAACGGGCCAGUACUAGAAGUAAUUUGUUCACGUAUGCGCUAUAUGUCGUCACAGUUAGAUUCAACAGUUCGAAUUGUUGCUCUUUCAUCAUCAUUAGCCAAUGCCAGAGAUGUUGGACAGUGGCUUGGUUGUUCUUCACAGGCUACUUUUAAUUUUGCACCAAACUGUCGACCUCUUCCAUUAGAACUUUUUAUACAGGGUUUUAAUUUAUCACAUACCGCCUCUCGAUUGGCAGCAAUGGCACGACCGGUUUAUGCAGCAGUUGUACGGCAUGGUGGUAAGUUGCGCCCACGUCCUGCACUUGUUUUUGUGCCUAGCAGACGGCAGUCGAGAUCAACUGCUGUCGAUAUGCUCACAAUGGCACAUGCUGAUGGACAGUCAAAGCGAUUUUUGCACAUUAAUCCACAAGAACCAAGUUUUGUUCGAUUGCUAGAUAAUGUUCAGGAUAAAACUCUAAAAGAAACAUUAUCUUGUGGAGUAGGUUUUAUACAUGAAGGUACAGGUGUCAAAGAUAUGGCCGUUGUGGAACAACUUUUUCAAAGUGGUGCAAUUCAGGUUUGCAUUGUUCCACGCACAAUGUGCUACCAAAUUUCUAUGAGUGCAUACGUUGUGGUUAUUAUGGAUACACAGUUUUACAACGGAAAGUACCAUGUCUAUGAAGAUUAUCCAGUAGGUGAUGUUUUGCACAUGGUUGGACUGGCGAAUAGACCCGGAAUUGAUGAUGAUGCAAAAUGCGUUCUUAUGUGUCAAUCUUCAAAAAAGGAUUUUUUCAAAAAAUUUCUUUAUGAACCACUUCCUGUUGAAUCACAUUUGGAUCAUUGUCUUCAUGAUCAUUUUAAUGCUGAAAUUGUGACUAAAACGAUCGAAAAUAAACAAGAUGCGAUCGAUUACCUUACAUGGACUUUAUUAUACCGACGUAUGACACAGAAUCCGAAUUACUACAAUUUGCAAGGUGUAACGCAUCGCCAUUUAUCAGACAGCCUUUCCGAAUUAGUAGAAAAUACGUUGAAAGAUCUGGAGAAUUCAAAAUGCAUUACGAUUAAGAACGAUAUGGACACACAGCCGCUCAAUUUGGGAAUGAUUGCAGCUUACUACUAUAUAAGUUAUACAACAAUCGAAGUGUUCAGUAUGUCUUUGAGCGCGAAAACCAAAUUACGAGCUCUUAUUGAAAUUAUCAGUAACGCGAGCGAAUUUGCAAACAUGCCAAUACGUUACAAGGAAGAUAUUUUGUUGAAACAGCUGGCUGAUCGAUUGGCAGGCCAACAAAAACAUCAAAAGUUUACAGAUCCUCAUGUCAAGGUUAAUUUAUUGAUGAACGCUCACUUAGCUCGCAUACAAUUAUCAGCUGAGCUGAAUAAAGACACAGAAGUUGUUAUUCUUAGAUCAAUUCGUCUGGUACAAGCUUGCGUUGAUGUUUUAAGCAGCAAUGGCUGGUUGAUGCCGGCAGUUCAUGCAAUGGAACUAUCACAAAUGUUAACGCAGGCGAUGUUCACCAGUGAAUCAUAUUUGAAGCAAUUACCUCAUUGUUCGGCUUCCUUACUUGAACGUUGUAAGGAAAAAAAAAUAUCGUCAAUAUUUGACUUGCUGGAUUUGGACGAUGACAUCCGGCAAUCACUUCUACAAAUGACUCCAGCAGAAAUGUCGGAUGUUGCUCGAUUUUGCAAUCAUUAUCCUAGCAUUGAAGUUGAACACAAAAUUGAAAAUAAUGGAAUUAUUACUGUAGGUGAUACAAUAAACGUUACCGUCGAAAUGGAACGUGAAAAUGAUUUGAAUGGAAUGGCUCCACCCGUAGUGGCACCCCUUUUUCCGCAGAAACGGAAAGAAGAAGGAUGGUGGUUGGUUAUUGGUGAUCACUCUUCCAAUACUCUGUUUUCUAUAAAAAGGUUAACAGUGCAUCAAAAAGCGAAAAUGACGCUUGAUUUCACUGCACUGGCAGCAGGAAAGAUGCAUUACAAAUUAUAUUUCAUUUGUGAUUCAUACUUGGGAGCUGACCAAGAAUUCGAUCUCAAAUUUCGUGUGGAAGAAGCUGGACGUAGUCGGAAGCGAGCUCGCGACGAAGAGUAA